Messenger RNA from Aspergillus ruber CBS 135680, 1548 nucleotides. Its product is annotated as clathrin-mediated endocytosis regulator UBX3. The record is from RefSeq and is a predicted model, not a curated record. The transcript is spliced from 2 exons. NCBI's taxonomy places the organism in Eukaryota, Fungi, Ascomycota, Eurotiomycetes, Eurotiales, Aspergillaceae. Gene Ontology annotation, cellular component: endoplasmic reticulum. Bases 1 to 1548 code for a protein of 515 amino acids. Gene Ontology annotation, molecular function: ubiquitin binding.
AUGUCUUCCUCUGGGAUUGACAUUUCUCAAUUCUCCGAUAGCGAGAGGGCUGCUCUUGAAACCUACACGGCGGUUACAAGCCAGGAUGUAUCCGAAGCUAUUCCUCUGUUGCGCCGCUCGCAAUGGAACGUGCAGAUUGCUGUCUCCAAAUUUUUCGAUGGUGAAGGUCCAGACCCCAUUGAAGAAGCUCGCGCUGCCCUCGAUAACCCUCCACCGGCACGACCGACACGACAGACACAGAACCUCAUGAGCGAAGAUUUGUCUGCUGGGCGUUUCUCCCCGGUCGCGGAAGCAGCCCCUCGAGUACAUACUCAACCAGAACAACAACCAGUCUACCGCCCUCCGUUCCUACUGGCUCUACUGUUCGCCCCGUUUAAUCUUAUUUACCGGUUACUCACCAGCUCCUUCCGUCUCUUCGGAACGCUGUUUCCAUUCCUCCCACGAUUCUUCAACCUCACCGCGAACCCUACUCUUCAGGGAGCUCGACGGAACACUACAGGACGCAGGGCUUUGAGUCCACAGGACACGGCGGCUCGAUUCAUCCGGGAAUUUGAGGAAGAGUAUGGCACUCAAUCUGUGAGCUUCUUGGAGAAUGGAUACAACAUGGCAUUGGAGAAGGCCCAUCGGGAAUUGAAGUUCCUGCUUGUGGUUCUUUUGUCUCCAGAGCAUGACGAUACAAGCAGCUGGGUACGGGACACGCUUCUUUCACGCGAGGUGAUGGAUUUCAUCAAUGAUCCACAGAAUGGGAUCAUUGUUUGGGGAGGCAACGUGCAGGAUUCUGAGGCAUACCAAGUCAGCCACUCUUUGCGUUGUACCAAGUUCCCCUUUGCUACGCUGGUUGUCCACACGCCCAACGUUUCUUCAAGCGCCAUGUCCAUUGUCUCCAGAAUCUCAGGGACAUCGUCACCGUCUGAAUUUGUGGAGAAGCUACGAACGGCUAUUUCUCAAAACAGGGAGCCCCUGGAACAGACCAGGACCACUCGUUCUGAGCAACAAGCUUCACGUAGCCUUCGAGAAGAGCAGGACUCGGCAUACGAACGUUCGUUGGCAAUUGACCGGGAACGGGCUCGACAACGGCGGGAAGCAGAGGCGGAACAACGCCGCCAAGAGCAAGAAGCAGCAGAACGACAAGCGACAGAGGAGAAAAUACGUCGUGAUCACCAGCAAUGGAAGCAUUGGAGAGCACAGUCGAUCCAGGAUGAGCCUGGCACUGACGUCAAAGAAGCCGUGCGCAUCAGUGUUCGACUUACAUCGGGUGAACGGGUAAUCCGCAGAUUUUCACCUGAGCUGGAUAUUGAAGAGCUUUACGCUUUUGUGGAGUGCUAUGAUGUCUUGCAGGAUGCAGAGCAGAUGGCUAGGGGUGGCAAGAAACCGGAGGGGUUUGAGCAUAAAUACGGAUUCCAGUUAGUAUCUCCUAUGCCUCGAACUGUUUAUGAGGUUGAAGCCGGGGGCUCGAUUCGGGACAAUAUUGGUCGCGGCGGCAACUUGCUGGUGGAAAUUGUUGACGACGAUGACAACGAAAGCGACGGCGAACAAGAAGAGGCAUAG